Messenger RNA from Lasiosphaeria miniovina, 720 nucleotides. RefSeq names its product Snf7-domain-containing protein. Gene Ontology annotation, biological process: protein transport; late endosome to vacuole transport; endosome transport via multivesicular body sorting pathway. Lineage: Eukaryota; Fungi; Ascomycota; Sordariomycetes; Sordariales; Lasiosphaeriaceae. The coding region runs from base 1 to 720 and encodes 239 amino acids. Gene Ontology annotation, cellular component: ESCRT III complex; multivesicular body. The transcript has 2 exons. The record is from RefSeq and is a predicted model, not a curated record.
AUGGAGACGCUCAGGGCUCUCUUCGUCGCGCCAGACCCCCAGGCCCAGUUCCGGAAAUGCAACGCACUCAUGCGCACCAACAUGCGCAAGCUUGACCGCGAGAUGGCGGCCUUCAAGGCGGCCGAGACCAAGACCAAGAACCUGAUCCUGGCGGCGGACAAGCGCGGGCAGCGCAACCCGGCGCAGCGCAAGCAGGCGGAGCGCGACGUGCGGUCGUUCGCACGCGAGCUGGUGCGCCAGCGCAAGGCCGCCGACCGCCUCGCCACGAGCAAGGCCCAGCUGGGCAGCGUGCAGCUGCAGGUCAACGAGGCGUUCGCGCUGCGCAAGAUCGAGGGCAGCAUCCGCGCCAGCGUCGGCGUCAUGAAGGACGUCAACGCCCUAGUGCGCCUACCCGAGCUGGCCGGCACCAUGCGCGACCUGAGCAUGGAGCUGAUGAAGGCCGGCAUCAUCGAGGAGAUGGUCGGUGAGACCCUGCCCGACGCCGACCUGCUGGAGGAGGACGAGGCCGAGGCCGAUUCCGAGGUCGACAAGGUCCUCGGCGAGAUCCUCAAGGACCGCAUGGCCAACACCGGUGCCCUCCCCAGCGUGCCACUGCCCCAGCAGCCUGUCGCCGCCCCCGCCAAGCCGCAGCAGCAGCAGCAAGAAGAGGAGGAGGAUGAGGACGACACCGAGGCCAUGAUGGACCAGAUGCGGAACCGGCUGGAGGCUCUCAGGAGUUAG